UAUAAACAUAUGAAUAUAUGCGUUUAUCAUGGUUUCCGGAAACGAUUGUUCACAUAAUGACGAAACAGAAUCUUCAAAUAUAACAUCUUUGCAGACAGAUUCUAGUUGCAAAACUAGUACCAAUGUCAAACAAUCUUCACACGAGUCUGCCUUUCAAAAAGAUUCGUGUAACGAUUUUCAACAAUUUAAUUUUAAAGACUGUAAAUGUCGAGAGAUACAUUCAAUUAUACAUGGAAUAUCUUCGGAAGAAAUCGAUCCUGUAGAGGAAUCAUACAAUAAAGAUCUACCGAAAGAUAAAAAUUCGAUAGAGCAGACGCUAUGUCAAUGUCACGCUCGUAAGAUGUAAUACAAAUACUUCCAUUCUAUGUAACAAUUAUUAAUUGACUAUUUUUUUUAUUUUCUAGCAGAGCUUAUACUUUACCUGUGAAGUGCAAGGAUGGUAAAAACUUCAGUAUUUUAAAUUAUUUACAUUAUCACUAAAUUAUUAUUAUUAUUAUUAUUCUUUUUUUUCCUUGGUUUUUGUUUCAUAUUUAAAAAUUUUUAUAAAUUCUUUAAUUUGCGUUCGAUAGAUUACCGAUUUUCUUUUUAUAAUUUUUUUAACUUAUUAUAAUUUCAUUUAAAAAUAUUUCAGAUGUACGAAGACCAUUUUGGUGCCCUUUUAAGUGGAAGUGGCCAAAAA
Molecule: messenger RNA, 679 nt
Organism: Apis florea (little honeybee)
Lineage: Eukaryota; Metazoa; Arthropoda; Insecta; Hymenoptera; Apidae
Source: RefSeq, a predicted model, not a curated record